AUGGCAGAGACAGACGCAACCAUUGAUCGAGUGGCCGUCAAAAUACCGGAUUUAAUUUCGUCAGAUCCCGAACUUUGGUUUGCUAUGGUCGAAGGUAGUUUCGCCAGAAUGACAUCACGAAAUUCGGAGGAAAAAACACGUCAACUUCUGGAGCGCGUUGAAAUUGGUGACCGUAAACCGUCACAAUUUUUACGCCACCUCCAAAACCUGGCUGACUCUUCCGUUCCGGAAACUUUAUUAAAGACACUUUGGAUAGGCCACCUACCAAAAAGUAUACAAGUGGCGUUAGCAAUAGUUAAAGAUAGUAAGCUUGAAGAACUUGCUCUUCAUGCAGACAACAUCGCUGAUGCUUCUGGUCCUUUGCUACCUCAAAUAGCAGAGACAUCGAGAAGUGACACUUUUGAAGCCAUGUUGAAUCUUAAAAUUUCUCAGCUUACCUUGAGUAUAAAUCCCACAUAUUUAAUAAUUUGA
Messenger RNA from Sipha flava (yellow sugarcane aphid), 471 nucleotides. RefSeq lists its product as uncharacterized. Lineage: Eukaryota; Metazoa; Arthropoda; Insecta; Hemiptera; Aphididae. The record is from RefSeq and is a predicted model, not a curated record. Bases 1 to 471 code for a protein of 156 amino acids. The transcript has 2 exons.